AUGGCUCACGUUCAACAACGUCCCAACAACUACCGCCACAGAGGCAACACCCACAAUUUUCAUCGACGAGGUCGUCGUUCUCAUCCAUACCAAAGACAGCCACUUCGAGACAUUGACGGAAACAUCGUCAUGAGUGGCAUGGAAACUGCAGCUCUAUCGCCGGCUCCUAUCAACCCUCCACGUCACCAAAGAUCAGUCUCUUUCCAAGGACCAAACUCUAGCCAAGGCGGCAGAGGCCAACGUCGAAAUCGCAACCGCAACCGAAACCGCAACCGCAAUCGCAAUGUCCAAAACGGGCAAAUCAUCAAGUUGGACAUGUCCCCCAUGACUGUCCAUGCCCAUCCACAGAUGCUAGCCCAGCUCAAUAGUCGGGUUUUCCACGGUCAAACAGAGCCGAAUGAGAUUGCUGAAACUCAACGGCAUGCUGCCUUGCAAGUUGCCUCGACACCCGCACCCGACCCCAGUUGGAGUUCACCCAUCAAAUACGUUCACAUGAAUGGUGAAUUGACCCCAGUCGACAACUGCGGAGACGUCGUCAUGGGAGAAGCCCCGUCUCUCAACAUGGGCGGCUCUAUCGAAUAUAUAGCAAAUGAGAAUAUGCUCCUCAUCGCCCUCAGCAAUGAGAUAGGAAAUCUCCAACUUUUCAAGUGA
Talaromyces marneffei is the source of this 651-nucleotide messenger RNA. RefSeq lists its product as uncharacterized. The record is from RefSeq and is a predicted model, not a curated record. The transcript has a single exon. NCBI's taxonomy places the organism in Eukaryota, Fungi, Ascomycota, Eurotiomycetes, Eurotiales, Trichocomaceae. Bases 1 to 651 code for a protein of 216 amino acids.